CAAAACUGAAAAUAUGAACUCCUUGAUCGUUCUUUUCGCUGCCCUAUCCAUAGUUGCCGUUUCUGGCCAUUACUAUGGUGGAGACAAACCCUAUCGCUACUAUGGAGGAUUCGAAUCUCAAGGAUUUGCUGGCGCAGGAAGUCAGGCAACAGUAGCGGGAGCCAGUGUUGGUCCUUACAACGUAAACGGUCCUUCCUUUGGACCGUCUGAAGUCAGCGGACCUCAGUAUGGUCCUUCUAGGGUAUCGGGACCAACCAACGAACCUGCUUCGAUCGUUGGACCUAGAGUCGCAGCUGCUAGUAUUACUGGACCUGUAAACGAAGGCGCUGUGCUUUCUGCUCCUGUUUUUGGAGGCGUACGAUUUGUUAAUAGAGGUGGAUGGGUUGAUGGUGACAGUGGAGAAGAUUGGAACGAUCAUGGAUACGAGCACUGAAUUUGAUAGAUUUAAUAUGACCUGUAUUUAUGGCAC
Molecule: messenger RNA, 469 nt
Organism: Anoplophora glabripennis (Asian longhorned beetle)
Lineage: Eukaryota; Metazoa; Arthropoda; Insecta; Coleoptera; Cerambycidae
Exons: 2
Coding region: 14-433 (139 amino acids)
Source: RefSeq, a predicted model, not a curated record